AAGAAAUCAGUCUGGAGUCUGCCAAUAACAGUUCGAGUUGCGCUCAGCUUCAACGCUACAUUCUGGAGGCAGUACAGAACGAAGUCCCCAUUCCGUGUAAUCUCUCAUAAAUACAGAGAAGAAGAGAAGCUGUAUGCCUAUAAUAUAAUAGGCUGCGUCGUCGAUUAAUUAGGUUACAUGGACUCAAGAGAAAGCUAAUUAUUUUGGCGAAUGAAUAUAAUUGCAUAGCCUAAUUAACGGCUUGGAAACUCAGUCGGAUCUUCACUACAAAUCUGACCUAGGCUACCUGUGUAGAGGGUUCUGAUUCUACUCAUAUCCUGGAAUUGGUAUCAUCAGUAGUUUUCUCGUGUGCUUUUCAUUCGGGUUUAUCAUUCGGGUUUAUAUUUGUUUGUAGCAAACGGCUCCCGAGUGCGACUGGAAUACGCGUCUGCACCGGGGAUUGAAUUGAUACAUCAUAACCGACCGGAAUUCAGAUUGUGAAUAAACAAGACAUUGUCCAGGGUAACGUAACCUCACCCUACAAUCCAUCUGGGCAAAUUGAACGUGUAUUUCGGUAGCAGAGAGCGAUACUAAACCAGCAUAAUGCCUCUUGCACAUCUUGCGGAGCCCUGGCCCCAAAUGGAACUAGUUACACUGGACUCCGAGAAUGGGCAAAGCGUCACUGAGGAUGGGGUCCCACCUGCUGGUCACAAGGACAGGUCCCAUAUUACCUGGGUAGAGAAGGACUUUGCCAAUAUUACUGCAAAGGACAAUGAUGUCAUCAAGGAGAUCAACAUCACCAACGUGGUCAAGGAGGGCUCAGAGAAAGCCGACGCCCGCCAGUUUGAGCUGCUUAAAGUGCUGGGCCAGGGCUCCUUUGGCAAGGUGUUCUUGGUGCGGAAGGUGACGCCUCCCGACGACAACGAGCUGUAUGCUAUGAAGGUCCUGAGAAAAGCCACCCUCAAAGUGAGAGACCGGGUGAGGACCAAGAUGGAGAGAGAUAUCCUGGCAGACGUCAACCACCCCUUCGUGGUCAAACUCCACUAUGCAUUUCAGACAGAAGGAAAGCUCUACCUGAUCCUGGACUUUCUGAGAGGAGGAGAUCUCUUCACCAGACUGUCUAAAGAGGUGAUGUUCACAGAGGAGGAUGUGAAGUUCUACCUGGCAGAGUUGGCUCUGGGCCUGGACCACCUGCAUAGCCUGGGCAUCAUCUACAGAGACCUCAAACCUGAGAACAUUCUACUGGAUGAAGAGGGCCAUAUAAAACUCACAGAUUUUGGCUUGUGUAAGGAGGCUGUUGACCAAGAGAAGAAGGCCUACUCCUUCUGUGGUACGGUGGAAUACAUGGCGCCAGAGGUGGUGAACAGGCAAGGCCACAUACAGAGCGCCGACUGGUGGUCGUUUGGGGUACUGAUGUUUGAGAUGCUGACCGGAUCGCUUCCGUUCCAAGGGAAGGACCGCAAAGAGACCAUGAACCUCAUCCUCAAGGCCAGAUUGGGAAUGCCCCAAUUCCUCAGUACAGAGGCCCAGAGUCUCCUCCGAGCUCUGUUCAAGAGGAACCCCAUCAACAGAAUGGGGUCCGGGACGGAUGGUGCAGAGGAGAUCAAACGCCACACGUUCUUCUCCACCAUCGACUGGAACAAACUGUUCCGGCGAGAGAUCCCACCCCCGUUCAAGCCGGCGGUGGCCCGACCAGACGACACCUUCUACUUCGACUCGGAGUUCACCUCCCGCACACCCAAAGACUCCCCAGGUGUUCCACCCAGUGCCGGAGCCCACCAGCUCUUCCGGGGCUUCAGCUUCGUCGCCCCGGCCAUGCUGGAUGAGGAGGGGGCCAAGGAGCCGGCCAAGCCCACACCACACCCAGUGGUCCAGCAACUCCAUGGAAAGAACGUGUUGUUCAGCGAUGGCUACAUGUUGAAGGAGGACAUCGGCAUGGGCUCUUUCUCCGUUUGCAAGCGCUGUAUCCACAAAGCCACCAACACAGAGUACGCCGCCAAGGUGAUUGACAAGACCAUGACAGACCCCUCAGAGGAGAUUGAGAUCCUGUUGAGAUACGGCCAGCACCCCAACAUCAUCACCCUGAAAGACGUGUAUGACAAUGGGAAGCAGGUGUAUCUGGUGACCGAGCUGAUGAGAGGUGGGGAGCUGCUGGACCGGAUCCUCAAACAGAAGAUCUUCUCAGAGCGAGAAGCCAGCUCCGUGCUCCACACCAUCACCAAGACUGUAGAAUACCUCCACGCACAGGGGGUUGUCCACAGGGAUCUAAAGCCCAGUAACAUCCUUUAUGUAGAUGAGUCGGGGAACUCUGAGUCUAUCCGGAUCUGUGACUUUGGUUUUGCCAAGCAGCUGAGAGCUGACAACGGCCUGCUCAUGACUCCAUGCUACACCGCUAACUUUGUAGCCCCGGAGGUGUUAAAGCGUCAGGGCUAUGACGAGGGCUGUGACAUAUGGAGUCUGGGAGUGUUGUUGUACACCAUGCUGGCAGGCUUCACGCCAUUUGCCAACGGGCCCGAGGACACUCCAGAUGAGAUCCUGAGCAGGAUAGGCAGCGGUCACUUCACCCUGACUGGAGGCAACUGGGAUGCCGUGUCGGAAGCAGCGAAGGACCUGGUGUCUAAGAUGCUUCAUGUGGACCCUCACCAGCGGCUGACCGCAAUGCAGGUCCUCAAGCACCCCUGGAUUGUCCAGAGGGACAAGCUAUCCAACAGCCAGCUGCAGCACCAGGAUGCCAAGCUAGUCAAGGGGGCGAUGGCUGCCACCUACUCUGCCUUGAAGAGCUCCCAGCCCACUCCGGAGCUCAAGCCCAUUGAGUCAUCCUUCCUGGCCCAGCGACGUGUCAAGAAGCUCCCCUCCACCUCUCUGUAGAUCCACCAGAGAGAGACCAUGAACACCCUCAGACUCUAGCUAGAACAUCAGCCAGUACAGGAACAAGUCACGGGACUGAAGAGACCGGUACAUCCCCUCUAUCUAACCAGACAAGGACCACUGACUACUCUACUGCUGUCUCCUUCCCUGGCAGUGAUAUCAAUACUCUGCUGCAGUCUCCUACCCUGCCAACGAUAUAACUACUCUGCUGUAGUCCCUUCCCCUGCCAAUGAUAUUGCUUCUCUGCUGCAGUCUCCUCCCCUGCCAACUAUAUCACUACUCUGCUGUAGUCUCCUACCCUGCCAACUAUAUCAAUACUCUGCUGCAGUCUCCUACCCUGCCAACUAUAUCACUACUCUGCUGUAGUCUCCUCCCCUACCAACGAUAUCACUACUCUGCUGUAGUCCCCUGCCAAUGAUAUCACUACUCUGCUGUAGUCCCCUGCCAGUGAUAUAUCGCUACUCUGCUGUAGUCCCCUGCCAGUGAUAUAUCGCUACUCUGCUGUAGUCCCCUGCCAACGAUAUGGCUACUCUGCUGUAGUCCCCUGCCCUGCCAAGAUUAUCGCUACUCUGGUGUAGUCCCCUGCCCUGCCAAGAUUAUCGCUACUCUGCUGUAGUCCCCUGCCAGUGAUAUCACUACUCUGCUGUAGUCCCCUGCCAGUGAUACCACUACUCUGCUGUAGUCCCCUGCCAGUGAUAUCACUACUCUGCUGUAGUCCCCUGCCAGUGAUAUCACUACUCUGCUGUAGUCCCCUGCCAGUGAUAUCACUACUCUGCUGUAGUCCCCUGCCAGUGAUAUCACUACUCUGCUGUAGUCCCCUGCCAACGAUAUCGCUACUCUGCUGUAGUCCCCUGCCAACGAUAUCGCUACUCUGCUGUAGUCCCCUGCCAACGAUAUCGCUACUCUGCUGUAGUCCCCUGCCAACGAUAUGGCUACUCUGCUGUAGUCCCCUGCCCUGCCAAGAUUAUCGCUACUCUGCUGUAGUCCCCUGCCCUGCCAAGAUUAUCGCUACUCUGCUGUAGUCCCCUGCCCUGCCAAGAUUAUCACUACUCUGCUGUAGUCCCCUGCCAACGAUAUCACUACUCUGCUGUAGUCCCCUGCCAACGAUAUCACUACUCUGCUGUAGUCCCCUGCCAACGAUAUCACUACUCUGCUGUAGUCCCCUGCCAACGAUAUCACUACUCUGCUGUAGUCCCCUGCCAACGAUAUCGCUACUCUGCUGUAGUCCCCUGCCAACGAUAUGGCUACUCUGCUGUAGUCCCCUGCCCUGCCAACGAUAUCGCUACUCUGCUGUAGUCCCCUGCCCUGCCAACGAUAUCGCUACUCUGCUGUAGUCCCCUGCCCUGCCAACGAUAUCGCUACUCUGCUGUAGUCCCCUGCCAACGAUAUCGCUACUCUGCUGUAGUCCCCUGCCAGUGAUAUCACUACUCUGCUGUAGUCCCCUGACAGUGAUAUCACUACUCUGCUGUAGUCCCCUGACAGUGAUAUCACUACUCUGCUGUAGUCCCCUGACAGUGAUAUAACUACUCUGCUGUAGUCCCCUGCCAACGAUAUCACUACUCUGCUGUAGUCCCCUGACAGUGAUAUCACUACUCUGCUGUAGUCCCCUGCCAACGAUAUCGCUACUCUGCUGUAGUCCCCUGCCAACGAUAUCGCUACUCUGCUGUAGUCCCCUGCCAACGAUAUCGCUACUCUGCUGUAGUCCCCUGCCAGUGAUAUCGCUACUCUGCUGUAGUCCCCUGCCAGUGAUAUCGCUACUCUGCUGUAGUCCCCUGCCAGUGAUAUCGCUACUCUGCUGUAGUCCCCUGCCAGUGAUUUCACUACUCUGCUGUAGUCCCCUGCCAGUGAUUUCACUACUCUGCUGUAGUCCCCUGACAGUGAUAUCACUACUCUGCUGUAGUCCCCUGACAGUGAUAUCACUACUCUGCUGUAGUCCCCUGACAGUGAUAUCACUACUCUGCUGUAGUCCCCUGACAGUGAUAUCACUACUCUGCUGUAGUCCCCUGACAGUGAUAUCACUACUCUGCUGUAGUCCCCUGACAGUGAUAUCACUACUCUGCUGUAGUCCCCUGACAGUGAUAUCACUACUCUGCUGUAGUCCCCUGACAGUGAUAUCACUACUCUGCUGUAGUCCCCUGACAGUGAUAUCACUACUCUGCUGUAGUCCCCUGACAGUGAUAUCAGUAGUUAAUCUUUCCUCUGGAUGGGCUUCUGGGCAUGGUCACUUCAUGACAAUCAACCUGGACUAGCAACAAGACAUGGUUGGGGAUAAGGGGGCAGUGGGGUAGGGGCAGGUUUUGACAAAUUUGUUAGCAGUAUAUUUUGGAUUAAAGUUGUGUGUGCGUGAGUUUGAGACAACCUGCUACCACGGAGGACGUUGAUGAUCAUUGAGGAUGUUUCUGUUGUGUUUUUUGUUCUGCUGUCGUUUUGAUUGGCUCUGCAUCUCCCCUCAGCAUCGCUGUGAUUGGCUGUCGCUAAACUCUCUGCAUGUCUGUCUGUUUGGUGUGUCGUUCUCUCUCCAAUUGAUCAGCUUGCCAAAUCGAUUUGUGUGUUUUUGCUGUUUUACCAUUGAAAGCUGGAAGGGACAAUGGCACAAAACGAGAUCACAGUCCAUCACGAUCAUUUUCCUACAUUUUGAAUGAACAUUAAAAGAAAGAAAAAACAUUUAGCCAAAAAUGCCUCUCGUUUUUGAGACUAUACUGGAACUAGGAAUUCUGGGUAAUGUAGUCAAUGCUAAUGUUUUUUCCAGGCCGAAUGUCUCACUCUCCAUUGCAUGACUUGCAGUGCGUAUAUUCCAGGGAAGGGUUCAGAAAGUUGUUUGCAUGGUCUGGUGCAGUGUGGCGUCAUGUUGCUUUGUCCUUCUCUUAUCUUUUCUUGGUGACAUUUCCGAUCCUGAGAAGAAGAAAAGAUUUGAGAUAUGGCCAAAUAUUUUUAUUGUAAAAAAAAAUAAAAAAGAGAAAAUAAUAUCUGUACUACCACUAACAAGGUGGAAUGUUGAAAUCUGUUUUUUCAUUGUGUUUUCUUCUUGGAUAUGCCUAUUUUGAAUGUCGUCUUUCUUGUAUUUGCUUUUGUUGUUGAAAGGCAUGUUGAACGCACACACAGUCUGUUGGAGCUUCCAUGACUCUUUCCCACAGCCCUCUGUGUUUCAAUGUCAAGUAUGGUGAGAGUGAUUGUCAAAACGAUUGCACUCAAAUGCACACUCUCCCUUAAAGAUAUUCUCCCGUACUUUUUAACCAGUAGUUAAGUAGCGCCCACUAGCCAAAAAUGGUCCCGAAAAUUGCUGACCACGUCAUUUCUCUUGCUCUGCUGGGUUUGCUUCUUGCUAGUUGUCAGUCAAAUGUUGAGGGAUUGAAGCUCAUUGGUUGAAACUCAAAUAAUUAAUAGGGGGCUGGCCCACGUGCAGGUAAAUGUAGGGAAAAUGGCACUGCACAGCUUCCAGAAAACUGUCACUUUCAAACUCUGGGUUUCGUGGCUAAUUGAGGUAAGACUGUAAUUCUGCUCAUAGAUUAUGCAUGUAUGAGCAACACAUUGACACAUCCAGCCCAAAGCGGGAGAUUUAAAAAAUACUUACCAGUCGCCAAAGUACCCGGGCAUGUCUUUAAGGUCUCUAUAAAGUAUAUUGGUUUUACUUAGACAAUCCUUGACAGGAAUAUUUUUUGCUCCUCUGAUUUGAUUGGCCUGUCUGUUGGUCUUAAUCAGGACAUAAAGUAAAUGUCCACAGGUCCUUUCUGUCUCCUGUUCAGUUUGACAUUGUCUGAGUAGAAGUGCCGAUCUAGGAUCUGUCCAUAUCUUAUUCUAUACAGACACAACUAUCUGACACAACUGCUGAUCCUGGAUCAGCACUCCUACUCUGGGACGCAUUUUGGAUACGGUCCGUGGACUCUAGUACAGUAUAGGUCACAACAAUGUCUUUCUUGACUAGAGGUUCCUAUGGGAUAGUACAUGUUUGCGUGGCUAUGUUUUUUUUGGUAGCUUUUAAAUUCCUUAUUAAGGGCAGAAUUCCUAGACACAGUAUCUGCGUUGAACAUGCUUUUUAGUCUAGGACUUGUCCGGGAAACUGGCCCCUGCGCCUACAGCAGAAAGAUCCUGUAAGUUUAUGUAGGCUUGGAUCUUUAGUCUUUGAUAUGUGAUGCAUAUCUGUAGAAAGGUUGGGAUAACUCUUUCUAUGGGAAACGCAUUAUUAAGAAGAAACAGAUCAAGAUGAAGGGAAAGUUUGACUAAAACAAGAAAUAACAGCUACCACCCACUGAGACUCUUCGUAGUAACAGUAACCCAUCUGCUAUAGUAGCACAGUGACAUUACUACAUUUGCAAAGUAUGAAAACCCCUUUCAUCUCAGAUCAAGUGGAAUACAUAGUUAUGUUUAUUUUGUUUUAAAUCAAGUUCUCUAUCGCUUUAUUUUUAUUUAACCUUUAUUUAACUAGGCAAGUCGGUUAAGAACAUUCUUAUUUACAAUGACAGCCUACCGGGGAACAGUGGGUUAACUGCCUUGUUCAAGGGCAGAAUGACCUACAUAGGUUGAGAUUAAAUGUUUAAUUUACUAUGAUGAUAUUUACCUCUUGUCUGUUCUAUGUUGUUGUACCUUUCCUUAUAAGGGUCCAUAAACACUUCUCGUGGCAAAAACACGAUUCACCAAUGAAUUGCAACCUAACUCAGACACGUCCCAUGAUUCUGCCAUCUCGAACCAAUUAAAUUCCAUCUUUGCUGCAAUAGUUUUUUUUCUGCCACGACCAGUGUGUUUGGACCCUGAAGUGGGAGCUUUCUUUGGUAUGGAACUAUUCUAUGUGUUUGUUCCUCUUGCUUUGUAUUCCCUUCCUUCCUGGUUUUCCAUGUGAGUCGGGAUGAGAUGGGGUAGUUCACUCUCAUCUGCCAUUACAGCAGUGGGUAUUCAGGCCUAUAGGGAGUUCUGAUAAGAUGGCUUUCUAUUAAAAUACUUUUCUCUGCGCUGA
This is a messenger RNA of Oncorhynchus gorbuscha (pink salmon), 7795 nucleotides long. RefSeq names its product ribosomal protein S6 kinase 2 alpha-like. The coding region runs from base 583 to 2847 and encodes 754 amino acids. The record is from RefSeq and is a predicted model, not a curated record. Gene Ontology annotation, biological process: intracellular signal transduction; protein phosphorylation; positive regulation of DNA-templated transcription. Lineage: Eukaryota; Metazoa; Chordata; Actinopteri; Salmoniformes; Salmonidae. Gene Ontology annotation, molecular function: magnesium ion binding; ATP binding; ribosomal protein S6 kinase activity. The transcript has 23 exons.